AUCCACACUUGUGUGAACAUGCACUGACACAAAUACACACCUAAGUUUGAAUGUUUUAGCGGUAGCAGAAAUGUUUAUGUGUGUGUGUGUGUGUGUGAGUGUGUGUUGGUAACUUGGUAUCAGUUCUUAUCUGGCCAUGAUCUGACGGGUGUUUGAUGGACUUGUAGCAAGCAAAUGUGUCUUCAGCCGAUCUGUGUGUGUGUGGAUGAGGGGCGUGAGGUGCCUUUGAUGGUGUGAUAAAUGCACAUGUGUGUUUGUGUGUGAGGGCGGCUGCCAGGGUCAGCUCUGUCCUGGGAAAGUUGAGCUCUCCAUUUACAUCAGCACAUGUUGAGGCCUUCUGGUGGCUGCAUGAGUGCACAGAUGGCACCAGCUCAUAGCUGCAGAUACACUGAGGAGGAGCUACUCGAGCCUGAUAAAUGGAAGGCAUCAGCUUGCUAUUUUUCAUCAUAAUCACUGAAAGUGUUGCGAUUGUGAAGUAGAUAUGAAAUCAGAACAGUGUUGUUCAAUAGGAAAAUAAAUAUCAAAUCACUAGAUUUGGUAGUAUGUGUACACUUUUUGAGAGAAUUAAUGUGCACGUGCCUUUUACCUAUUUAUUCAGUCGAGUUUAGACCAAAACCAAGUUGGUUGCCCAUAGUAACGCCUGUCACAUGUCCCCACAUCCUUGACCUUUCACAUCGUUUAUCACUUGACCUCAUAUUUUAUUCAGGAGAUAUUUGUGCUUUUGGUCCAUCCAUCCAUCCAUCCAUCCAUGUUGUACGUUUUGGUGUGUUUUACUUUUAUAAAGCGAAAAGGAUUAUUUUAAAGGACCUUUCAGUUGUUUUCUCUGACUUUUCAGAUCUUUCCUCCAGCUCUGCGACUCGCGGGUCAGUGAAACGCAACACUGCGCGCAUGUGUCGUGCAUUAAUCCUCUUACUGCAGCAGAUGCUCGUCUGUCAGUCAACCUGCCGCGGGUGCGCGCGCUCGAACUUGACUGGAGAGCGCGAGACAGAGAGAACGCAGCAGGUGCGCGAGGGAUUCACCGUCAUUUAGCGAUGCAGGAAUGGUAAAUAAAGCAGUUUAUUGAACUAAUCAUGUCUUGACAGCGGCCACGGGCUUGUUUUGAACCACUAAAGUUGCAUUUGUUUACUGGAAAACGCAAUGCCGUCGCAGGACGAGGCUCAGGCGGUCAAUGAAGCCGACAGUCCGCCUCCGGUUCCACCGCGAGCGAAUCUUAAGCAAAAUUCACCUGAGCGCCGUGUCAAGUGUGUGCUGGUCGGGGAUGCAGCGGUGGGUAAAACGAGUCUGAUCAUCAGCUACACCACUAACGGGUAUCCGGCGGAACACAUUCCCACCGCCUUUGAUAACUUCACAGCUAGGGUUGUGGUGGAUGGAAGACCAGUUGAGCUUCAACUGUGUGACAUGGCAGGACAGAGAUGGGGGGCAGCAGAUCAGCCUCUAUAUGACGAGUUUGAGCGCCUCCGUCCACUCUGUUACCGUGACGCUGACGUCUUCCUGCUCUGCUACAGCGUGGUCCUUCCAUCCUCUUUCAGGAGCGUGACGGACCGCUGGGCCCCUGAGGUUCAUCGCCUCUGUCCGGGAGUUCCCAUCAUCCUCGUGGGCACCCAGUGUGACUUACGGGAGGACGUCCAGGUGUUGAUCCGACUUGCAGACAGCCAGGAGAAACCGGUGAGCGGAGAUGACGCCCGCCUCUGCGCUCGGAGCAUCGGCGCCGUGACGUUUACUGAGUGCUCAGCGCUGACGCAGAAGAACCUGAAGGAAGUGUUUGACGGUGCCAUCUUGGCCAGCAUGCAGCACGUGGAGGAGGCGGCGUCGCCGAUGAAGCACACGCUAAGAGAAAAAACUCCAGACAAAAUCAAACAGCUCUCAGAAACAUGGUGGAGGAAACUGAGCUGCGUCCAGAGCUUUGACCUUCAGUGACGGAGAAUCCAGUCACGCCACACUGCUGGGUUUGAGUUGCCUUUCUCGCUACAGUAAGACACUCACAAUAUAAAAAACCUCCAGAUGAAAUGGGAUUUUAUGCAUUAAUGUGAUGCAUUUCCAAAUUGAACAGUAUGACGAGCAGCAAUGUAGAACAGGAUGUGGCAGUUAGUGCAAUUUAAUAUAAAAUUUACAAUAAUUGUCUUAGGAAAAAAUGUAGAUUGAAUCAUGCACAAUAAUGAAAACAUUCAUUAAGAAAGUAAAUCAGUUUUGAUUCAGGUUGACUAGACAUUUUAGAUAUCAUCAUGCGCCACUGAAGACUGGAAUAAUAGCUGCUAAAAAAAUCAGAUUUGCAUCAUAGAAAAAAAUUAAUUUUAAAACAUAUUCAAAUAGACAACAGUUAUUU
Messenger RNA from Cyprinus carpio (common carp), 2323 nucleotides. RefSeq names its product rho-related GTP-binding protein RhoU. NCBI's taxonomy places the organism in Eukaryota, Metazoa, Chordata, Actinopteri, Cypriniformes, Cyprinidae. Gene Ontology annotation, molecular function: GTP binding; GTPase activity. The record is from RefSeq and is a predicted model, not a curated record. Gene Ontology annotation, biological process: small GTPase-mediated signal transduction.